Messenger RNA from Hyaena hyaena (striped hyena), 2815 nucleotides. RefSeq names its product solute carrier family 39 member 11 (gene SLC39A11). Gene Ontology annotation, cellular component: membrane. The transcript has 10 exons. Gene Ontology annotation, biological process: zinc ion transmembrane transport. The record is from RefSeq and is a predicted model, not a curated record. Gene Ontology annotation, molecular function: zinc ion transmembrane transporter activity. Bases 100 to 1125 code for a protein of 341 amino acids. Lineage: Eukaryota; Metazoa; Chordata; Mammalia; Carnivora; Hyaenidae.
CAGGAAGUGACUUCGGGAGAGAGGAGCCGGCCGAGCCAGCGGCGGCGGGGCUGAUGGAAGUGGACUGGGGGCUUGAGAGGGCACCGUACCGUAUCCAGCAUGCUCCAAGGCCACAGCUCUGUGCUCCAGGCGUUGCUGGGGACCUUCUUCACCUGGGGGCUGACGGCAGCUGGGGCAGCGCUCGUGUUCGUAUUCUCUAGUGGCCAGAGGCGGAUCUUGGAUGGAAGUCUUGGCUUUGCUGCAGGGGUCAUGUUAGCGGCUUCCUAUUGGUCUCUCCUGGCCCCGGCAGUGGAGAUGGCCACAUCCUCUGGGGGCUUCGGCGCCUUUGCCUUCUUCCCUGUGGCCAUUGGCUUCACUCUCGGAGCUGCUUUUGUCUACCUGGCUGACCUCCUGAUGCCUCACCUGGGUGCCGCGGAAGACGCCCCAACGGCCCUGGCAUUGAACUUCGCCCCUGCGUUGAUGAAGAAGUCUGACGCUGAGGGUCCCGGGCUGCUCUUCCCCGAGAGUGAACUUUCCAUCCGGAUAGGUAGAGCUGGGCUUCUUUCAGACAAGAGUGAGAACGGGGAGGCCUAUCAGAGGAAGAAGGCGGUGGCCACAGGCCUUCCCGAGGGCCCCACCGCCCCGCCGCCUCCUCGAGGGGACCCAGUGCAGCCCAGCGGCGGCAGCUGGAGACGGAUCGCGCUGCUCAUCUUGGCCAUCACCAUACACAACAUUCCAGAGGGUCUUGCUGUUGGCGUUGGAUUUGGGGCUGUAGAAAAGACAGCGUCCGCCACCUUCGAGAGUGCCAGGAAUUUAGCCAUUGGAAUUGGGAUCCAGAAUUUCCCAGAGGGCCUCGCUGUCAGCCUUCCCCUGCGAGGGGCUGGCUUCUCCCCCUGGAGAGCCUUCUGGUACGGGCAGCUCAGCGGCAUGGUGGAGCCCCUGGCAGGGGUCUUUGGCGCCUUUGCUGUGGUGCUGGCGGAGCCCCUCCUGCCCUACGCCCUGGCCUUUGCUGCUGGCGCCAUGGUCUAUGUGGUCAUGGACGACAUCAUCCCUGAGGCUCAGAUCAGUGGUAACGGGAAACUGGCAUCGUGGGCCUCCAUCCUGGGAUUUGUGGUGAUGAUGUCACUUGAUGUCGGCCUGGGCUAGUGCUGAGAAGCUUCAGGGUCCAGGAAAAGCAGCAUGACGAACAAGACUGCAGUGGCUGGCUUCUACGGGACCACAAGCCCCUCUCUUUACAUUAAAAUGUUUUUCCUUUCUCCCCUUUUCAUCUCAUUAUCCUGAUUGACUCUGAUCAUAACAUGACAAGUUUUACCUUUCUCUUGAGGGAGAUCGUAGUUUUAUUUAUCUGUGUCAAGAUGUCACAGAGCUACAGAUAUUUGGUUUUGGCUACUGAAUAGAAUCUUUCUUCAGCGGGAUUACCCAGGCCACACAGAUCAGGGAAACCUCUGCUUUUGUACCCUCGGUCUCCCUCGCUGGGCUCAGGGGCAGCUUGUCAAGUUCACCUACAGGAGGAAGCUACCGAGAGGGAAGCUUCCGAGCAUUUUUUUUUUUUUUUUUUUUUUUUGCCUUGCGACUCAGAGCAGAAUGGUCAGGACAUCUCUGGUCCAUCCGUCCUGAUCUCUCACCGCUGAUCAUCCGCCUGUUAGACCAGAACUGGAACAUCAUGGACAGAGCAACCUACUCUCCAAGGUCCAGCCAGCCCAAGGAGGAACGUGCCUUCUUUCUGCAUCCCCCAAGGGAGAUGCUAGUUGGGAAGUGAUGCUGACAAAGGGAAAGAAAUCAGUUAGUCUUUUUCUUUCUUUCUCUCUUUCUUUCUUUCUUUGUUUUUCAAGGCAAAGAUCGACACUAUUGAAGUUAAGGGAACUGGGGAAUUCGAACAGCCACAAACAUAUAGUGAGUCCUGUAAAAAGAAGCCAGAGAGCGGCUUUGGUCAGAGACCUCUGCUUUCUAUGGAUUCCAAGAGCAAAGUGGUUUGUCCAGGCUGCCAAAUCCCUAGACCUGUCUUUUGAUAUGUUUGUAGCCUUCAGUUUUCUAAGAGACUCGGGGACUCCAGCAGACAGACGGCUGGAGCUCCAACCCUCCUGGAGUGACGGAGGGAGCCACUUACGCUAACUUAAGCGAGAGAAAGACAUUUUGGAACCUGCAGUAGGUCCUUUCCCAUUGACCAUUCGGUAACUUGUAACCUGACCCAGAAGUCUUAAACUGCUGCAGGCUUUGCUGGAGUUUGGCCAGAGAGCUUAGGAUGAGAAAGGAAGAAGGGGUAGGAAGAAAAAGAGAGAUUUCUACAUUUCCCCUUGUGAAGCAAAUCUUGGCCAAGUCAUCAUUCUGAAAUGACCCUCAAGGAUGACUUGAAGUAGACUGGAGGCCAAUCUGCUCCUUCCUACAGAGAGCUCCUCCAACAGGGGCGAUCUAUUGUCUGCUUCACACAUAGCUAAAGCCUUCCGUCCUCAUUGGUCAGAGGAGCAUAUGGGACCUUAAACAGGCUCUGCCAGCAAGGCCAGCAGCCCAGGACCAGGUAUUUAGGCACUGUGUUACCGAAGCCCGCCCUCUGAGUUUACACGUUGAAUUGCUUCCAAGGGUGAGUACCCUGCCCUGUGAAUGCUCUGAGACCCCAAAGGCCAACCUUAUGCUGGGUCUGGGUCUGUUCUUCUGAAGCACUGAUGAUCAAAAUUGAAGACACAUUCAGAGGUUUUUGAUCGGUUGAAAUUAAUUGGUUUGGUGGUUGGUGUGUGUGUAUUUUUUACGUCUUUGUAUGUAGUUCUACACAAUGCAAACUCUCUGAUGGACAAGACCUCAUAACUGUGAUUAAUAUCAAUAAAGGGGAUAUUGUUGUGGA